Molecule: messenger RNA, 1623 nt
Organism: Caenorhabditis briggsae
Lineage: Eukaryota; Metazoa; Nematoda; Chromadorea; Rhabditida; Rhabditidae
Exons: 9
Coding region: 1-1623 (540 amino acids)
Source: RefSeq, a predicted model, not a curated record
AUGGAUUGGGUUGUUGAAGUACCACGAGAAUUGAUCCAGGAAUUGAGGAAUCCUAAUCGAAAGAGACCAAUUAAAACGAUUCUCCGAGAAAACUGGGGUCUUGUUGAAAAAAUCGACACAAACCUGAAAAAUGGUAAGGAACUACCAGAAACUUUACCGCUAUUGGUGGUUCAUCUCAUGCAAAACUUCAUGACCGUUGUCAGUUUUUUGGUGAACCCUCGAAAAUUAUCCACCCGAAAACGAAGGUCUUCUAAUGAGACUCCUGAUGAGAUAUGGAAUUUUGAGAACGACUUGAGAGAAGCGCAAAAGGAUUGGAAAACGUUUUUCUACAAGUAUGAAAAAGAGUUUUUGAUAUUGGCUCGAAAAUCGAAAGUAUCUGCUGGUGUGAAUUUUCACGAGGAGCUAUGGAGACGUUCAAGACUCCAGAAAUUGACAUCAUUCGUAUUCCAAAUUGGGGAGAAGGUGCAAAACAAAACUGUCAGUAUCAUUCCUCCAUCUCGUUUCUUGUUUGCGUUCGUAGGAUUUCUCGCCAGUUGGACAAUUGUUCCAGUUUUUAACACCCCGAAAAAAUUGGGUGAAGCAACUUCAAAUCUUCUGAAACCUUCUGAAAAGAUAACUCAAAAUGGAUAUAAGAAUGGGAAACAAAAUGGAAAAGAAAAUGGGUCAACGAAGUCAUCAGCUGAAUCUAAAAUCUCUAAAUUGAUUUUUACUCCAACAGAAAGUCAUGAGAAAAUGAAACAGUUCCAGGCUGGAAUGAAGAAUUCUGACAAAUUUAUUGGAGAAAGGGAACAGGAAUGGCAGGAAAAAUUGAAUAUGUAUCAGAAGGAGAUCAGUGCGAGAUUGGAAGUUCAAGAAAAACGACUAUUUGCUGAAAUUGAAAAAUUCCAAGAAGAGAAAAAUGCUAGAAGGCAGCAAGAGGAGGAGGAGUUCACAAAAAGAAUGAAUCAGCAGGAUAUCGAAUUCCACAAAAUUAUCAAAAAAAUUGAUACUGACAGGAAGAAAUUUUCGCACGAUGAGCAACGAGACUUGUUAGAAACAUGCAAAGAGCAAGAUAUAGCACUUUUGAGACUUUUGGAUAUGUCCUUAGCACCAUUAAAUGUUUCGAGAAGCUGGGAAGAUCACGAGGACUAUUGGUCCAGUCGACUUCAAAUUUUGCGGAAUGCACUGGCUUCAGUAAGAUCAGAGUUCUGGAAUUUCGAGAGAUAUUUCAGACAACACUCAGAAAAUCCUGAAAAGACUCCGAAUUUUGUGAAAACUAUCUAUGAAAUGGAAUCAGCGUCAUUUGGACAAACAGUGACCAGAGCUCAAACUCUUAUCAACAAUCAGCAUGAGUUUUUUGAUGUAUUAUUUGAUAAAUAUGAUGAUGACCUAUUCCUCAAGGUGCUCUGGAAAAUCACAAGCGACGUUUCUAGUCAACUGGACAGGAUUAUUCUAGAAAUGUGGAGUAUUGCUGUCAACUCCAGUGACUUCGAUCACUUCAGAUUACGAUCUGCUGUGCUUGAAAUCGAUCCAUCUUCCAUUCCAACCACUUGGCGCCUGAAAGGAAUCUGUCAUUCUGCUGAUCCAUCGGAUUACGAAGAUGCACUUAGCAACGGUUCACCAUCUGUACAUAGCCACUUUUGA